UACUCUGUACUAGUAAGUAAAACUGUAAAAGUUUCAAGUUUGAUUGGUUUUAAACUUUAAUAACUUUUUUGAUUUGUUUUGGUUUUUUAUCGAACUUCGGUUGUGCGUUUUUACGCGGGGCAUAAUGAAAUUUUAAACUCAUUAGCGAACCGAUGUAGCGCGAACCUGUGGAGUGCCUCUUGGCUGAGCUUUUCCGUCUGUGAACAAUUUACAGCUUUGUGGCUUUUCAUACUCGCACUGCAAAUCCCUGAGCUGACUUGAUGGCGUACGAAUCUGUCCAUUUCGGGAUCGGGUAAUUUGUUGCUUGCUUUCGGAUUCCGCCUGGAAAGUUUGGAACCGAAGCUGGCGAAGCACACUGGAUGUGGUUCGUGGUUUUACUGUAUCUGGAUCUUGGUAUUGUGGUAUUAACCCGUUUUUCCAACUAUGCCGACUUCGCCGAGUUGUGAACCCGUGGAACAAAUUUUCUGUGAUCAGUGUCAGAAAUGGACCAGUAUGCCAUGCAUUUCGCAUGCCAAACGCGUACCGGAUACAGCCGUGUUUCCCUAUUCCGUGGCCAGUCUGCCCAACGUUCUGUAUUUAGAUAUUCUUCCCGAUGGCCAGUCUGGCAAAGCCGUUUUUGCCAAAGAAAUCAUUCCAUCUCUGACCGUUUUUGGCCCGUUGAUCAGUGUCCUCAGCAAAAGGAAACCGGCCGAUGUUGCGUUUGCAUGUGGAAGUGCGACGAAGGCCGGACUGCAUUUCUUCCAUCUGGAAUCCGAUCAGAUAUCCAACUGGAUGAAAUUUGUUCGGUUUGCAGCACAUUCUCACGAGCAAAAUUUGGCGGCGUACGAGAUCCAUGAAGCCUCUCCCUUGUUAUCAUCUGCGGAUGCUGCAUCGCCUACCCGAACACACGUGAUAUUUGUUACGACAAAAACCAUUCUGCCAGGCGAUGAACUGAAAGUGGCAUAUUCUAAGAUUUAUUCCCAGGCUAUCGGCUGUCCGGAUUGGCCGACGCCCCACCCAACAGAAGCGGAUAGUAGGAUUCUGGAUGCUGGUGAAAUGCACAAAGAAAAUUCUGUAGAGUCUCGGUCCCCGGUCAAAAAAUUUAUCAAGGCGCGCCCUCAACUGAGCGUCGUGCAAAGCACUGCGAAGCAGAACUUUCAGAAAUUACACUUAAUACAUAACAGCAAAACUAAUCGUGUCCAACCGGAAUUGGUCAAGAAUUCUGUCCCGACCAAGAUUUUUGUGCCGAUGUCGUCGGCGGUUUCCACAUCCGUUCCGCAUCCAAAGAAUAAGGAAAAUUAUGCGGAUCGUGUGCCCAAGGUGUCAGAUGCACGGGCGAGAAAGCGCCGAAAGUUAUCGGAUGAAUCCGUCGCCUUGCCGAAUUUCUUACCGCCGGACGAAGAUCCUGUCGUGAAUUCGCCGGAUAAUUUGUCGCCUAUUGAUGCGUACACGAUGACCACUGCAGAAACGCCAACCGUUUCAGUUGAAGUGACUGUUGAACCGGAAGUCGAAGGAAGCGUGGUUAUUUUCGAUCAUGGAAAUGACGAUUUAAUUGAAGGAUCUGUACCAGUUCCGGAAGAACUGCUGGAUGCGGGUGAUAGUUUCGAAUCUCUUGCUGUCCCACCUGUUGCACAGAAAGACGCCGUCUUGGAAUGCGAUGUAUUAGCGGAAAUGAAUAUGUUAAAAACCAAAGCACAUAUUGGAUUGAGCAAGAAUCGCAGAUGCUUGGUGUGUAGCGAACGGGUGUGGAAUCUAUCUGACCACCUGGAGAAGGAACACUCUGAAGAGAAUGUUCAAGCCCUUGAUGAUGUGUGCUUCUUUUGUCGUAAAAAAUUCAAGAACAACUUGUCAUUGCUUCAACAUUUGCAGAUGGUUCAUCGCGAAAGGGCGGCGAUGCCGGACGAAGCCACCCGCAUGGCUGCGCUGGACUUUAUGCGGCGAACGGGAUUUUUGCAGUACCGUUGUGUGCGGUGCAAAAAAAUAUUUCCCAAGAAACACCUGUUGGAUUUGCACAGCAUUAUACAUAACUCGGACCAGGCGGAUCAGCCUGAGCGGAAGUGCUCCGAGUGUCCUUUUUGGGCGGAAACUUUCCUGGAUUUGGUGAAGCACACAGCGAAGCAUCAGAAAGCGUCGCGCAAGAUCCGCACGCCGUGUCUGUUAUGCGGCAUCGGCGUGCGCGGCACCCCCCGCGGACACAUGGAAAGUAAUCACCCGGACGAGAUGAAAUUGAUCAUGGCGACAUGGAAGUAUCAGUGCCCGGAGUGUCGGCACCGGUUCGCCAGGAAAUUCGAUCUCAACGUGCACGUGUCGAAGGUGCACAAAGGAUGGCAGUGUGUGUACUGUGGACAGCGUGAGCCGUCGGGUUCCGGGUGGCUAGCCUUCGAAGAGCAUCUGCGGACGCACAAAAUUGACAAGAAAUUUCCUUGUCUCGUCUGUGAGAAAUCCUUUAAAAAUUUUCACCGGUUGUGUAUUCAUAUUCGGGAUUGCCAUAGCGCCGACUGUCUACCGCAUGCGGAUAUGGUUGCAGUGGCGAAUUUAACAGCAACCGUGGUAGCUCCGGAGCUGGUCGAACGCGCCAUCGAGAUGAUUCGCGAGACGGAAGUAUUCAGUUGCUACUGCCAGUUUUGUAAACGCGCUUUUGCCAGCUUCGAACUACUCGAUCUGCACGCAUUGCAGCACGCUCCGACCGACAAUCUGGAAGCCGAUCCGCGACGAAAUUGCCCGGCUUGUGAUUUUCACGCAGCGAGUUUUGCGGAACUGGUCCAACACACUGCGCAGCAUCGCCUGUACAAAGACGAUCAGCGGCCGUGUGUGGUGUGUGGAGCGACGGUGGCCCGCAUGCGGCAUCAUAUUCUCCAGAAACACCCCGCGGAGAUGCAGCGGAUUACGGAGGACUGGAAGCAUCAGUGUGCGGAAUGCCAGGAGAAGUUUAAAACACGCGGGAAAAUGGAGUUUCACAUUAAGGUGCAGCAUAAAGGCUACCAGUGUUGGUACUGCGCCAAGGUGUUCUACAAUUCGGUACAGUUCGGGACUCAUGUGGUGGAGCACAGCGUCAACGGUCAAUAUCCGUGUCCGGCGUGUGAUAAGAUAUUGUCGAAUUAUCCGAAAGUGAACAAUCAUUAUCGCAAGUGUCAUGAUGCCACGCGUAUGAAGACGUGCAGUGUAUGUCAGACGGUGUGUUUUGGUGACAACCAGUUGGACGAGCAUAUGGCGACGCGUCAUGGCAUUGUAGACGAUACCGGUGCAAAGACGAAGAAUACCGCAGCACCCACGGAAACGACGAAUAUAUCCAAACGGCGAACGUGUAAUUUGUGUGGGAAGGAAUUCAAAAAUUACGCCAGCAUGCAUUACCAUAAAAGUAUCGUACAUUUGGGGAGAGAUCGGCACUUGAAGCCCAAAGUGCGGACACAGUGCGAUGAAUGCCACGAGAUGUUUUCCAGUCGGCAAACUUUGUACAACCAUAAAAGAUGGGUGCAUCUCGGUGUCAACAGAGAGAAGUUCGAGAGGAAGCGGGCUGAAAGGAGGGCGGCCGGCAUCCCGAAUCCGCGCUAUAUCAGACCGCGGAAUCGCACCGCCUAUGAGGAUUUCCAGCAUAAAUGUGAGGAAUGUCAGCUGGGAUUUGUGCUGGCGAUUUCCCUGAUCAAGCACAACGAAACUCGACAUCCAGAGAAAAUCGUUUUGCUGUCGAGCAGCAGCCAUUGAGUAUGUGAUUCCGUGCAGUAAUGUAGUCGAUUGCAGAAUUUCGAAAUUGCCUUUGAUCUGGUUUGCGUGUUUUUAAUUGUUUCCCUGAUUAUUUUAAUUAUGGUUACAACUGCUUAACAAUCGCGCUGCAGACAUACUCCUGUCUGUACAUAUCUGACUCUGUUCGGCGUGUUCGCAAGCAAGAAAAUUCCAAACACUGGCGCGAUUUGUCAGCUCUGUUAGAAAAAUACAUGGUACAUAUAACAGAAGUACCAUUAAUGCAUUAGUAUUUACUUCGUGUAGUUUCUUUGCUCCAAGUAGAAUGAAU
Paramacrobiotus metropolitanus is the source of this 3988-nucleotide messenger RNA. RefSeq names its product zinc finger protein 729-like. The coding region runs from base 424 to 3681 and encodes 1085 amino acids. The transcript is spliced from 7 exons. The record is from RefSeq and is a predicted model, not a curated record. NCBI's taxonomy places the organism in Eukaryota, Metazoa, Tardigrada, Eutardigrada, Parachela, Macrobiotidae. Gene Ontology annotation, cellular component: nucleus.